Molecule: messenger RNA, 1107 nt
Organism: Fonsecaea nubica
Lineage: Eukaryota; Fungi; Ascomycota; Eurotiomycetes; Chaetothyriales; Herpotrichiellaceae
Exons: 1
Coding region: 1-1107 (368 amino acids)
Source: RefSeq, a predicted model, not a curated record
AUGCAGCGGCGGCGCGACCAGGGCAAAGUCGCGCAGCGCAAUUUCAGGAAAAGGGAGGCCGAAAAGGCUUUGGAGUUGAAGCAGAAUUACAAACAACUCAGACAUCUGGUGGAGAAUGUUGUGCUCGCCCACCGCGACCGUGACCAGGCGACAUUGAGCGAGGCCAUUGCCGAGGCGGGCAGGGCAAUUGGCCUGGAUGGAGUGGACGAACGUGCUCAAUAUGACCCCUCUCACAUUUCGAUAGAGGCCAUCUCAAACAUCAGGCCAGCAUGUGCGGCCACCAUACAAGGUCCUGUCGAACCGACCGCCACCGACCGAGACACGGGUCGGUGGUCACCACCACUCGCCCCCCAGCCGCGCUCUGGACGAUUCAGCCCACGGCUCGACUACGGCAUCUGGCUCGACCCAGAGCGGUUUCUCAAGAUCGUCGACCCCCCGCUCGACAUCCUGCCAUACAUCGGGGCUGGGAAGCACACCGUGGCCGGGCGGAUUGCCUGGGCAACUCUCGACUACGGAUACGCCUGUCUCCAAGAGGCCAUGAUGACGAGUACUCAACCCACCACCACGACGGCCACGGGGCCCACAGGGCCCACCAAGAGCACGGCCGACUGGCUCACCUUGCUGCCUCCCGAGUCAGCGGCCCGGCGAGCAUUCGACCGCUCGCUCCGGCACUCGACGCCCCUGCACGACGUGGCCUACAUGAUGGACCUGGUGGCGGCGCGGAUCGAGUUCCGCCAGCGGGGGUACAUGCGGGCGCACACGCGCGGCGCCGACGAGAUCUCCCGCCAGAUCAUGGCCGGCAGUGUCGCGGACGAGUUGCGCGUCAGAGGAGUGCGCAUGGACCGGUGGUGGACCGCGCUGGAUAUCCAAGUCCACGUCCAGGCCGAGAUGGGCGUUUUGGACUUCGCGGCCUGGCAGAUGGCCCUGUGCAGCAACCAGGAAACCGACAACGGCCACGCUGGGCUGAUCAUGCCCCUGGUCGAGAGUCUGAGUCGAAGUGGCGUCUGCUUUGGCGACGGUCCCCGGUGGCAUGCCCCGCUCGUCAAGGCCCUUGUCGGUGCGUGGUGGAGUCAGGUCUCGAGAUUCGAACUGCUGUCGAGAUAUUAG